AUGCAGCUCGUCGCGUGCCCGUCGCCUUCGCUCCGCCCGUCGCCUUCACUUCUCCCCCGUUGCCUUCACUUCUCCCCCGUCGCCUUCACUCCCCCCCUCUUUCGUUGCCUUCAUUUCCCCCUCCCGUCGCCUUCACUUCCCCCUCCCGACGCCUUCAUUUCCCCCUCCCGUCGCCUUCAAUUCCCCCUCCCGUCGCCUUCAUUUCCCCCUCCCGUUGCCUUCAUUUCCCCCUCCCGUCGCCUUCACUUCCCCCUCCCGUCGCCUUCACUUCCCCCUCCCGUCGCCUUCACUUCCCCCUCCCGUCGCCUUCACUUCCCCCUCCCGUCACACUCGCUUCCCCACCCGUCACCUUCACUUCCCCUCCCAUUGCCUUUCACUCUCUCCUGCUCAAUCUCUUUCCCCCUGCUCACUCUCUUCCCCCCUGCUCACUCUCUUUCCCCCUGCUCACUCUCUUCCCCCCUGCUCACUCUCUUCCCCCUUGCUCACUCGCUUCCCCCCUCCUCAAUCUCUUCCCCCCUGCUCACUCUCUUUCCCCUUGCUCACUCUUUUCCCCUCUGCUCACUCUCUUCCCCCCUGCUCACUCUCUUCCCCCCGGCUCACUCUCUUCCCCCGUGCUUACUCGCUUCCCCCCUCCUCAAUCUCUUUCCCCCUGCUCACUCGCUUCCCCCCACCUCAUUCUCUUUCCCUCUGCUCACUCCCCUUGUUCUAACCCCACUUUCCCCAUUUCUCACCCAUUUCCCCCCUUCACGCUCUCUUACCCUCUCUGCUCGCCCCUGUUUUCCCAACUCACGCCUAUACUCACUCUCUCCCCCUCUGCUCACUCUCUUCCCCCCCUGCUCACUCUCUUUCCCCUUGCUCACUCUCUUUCCCCCCUUCUCACUCUCUUUCCCCCUUCACGCUCUCUUUCCCUCCCUUCCGCACGUUGCCCCCCUUCGUCUUGCGCUCGUCCCCUCGCAAUCCCCGUCUCUCUCUCCCCCCGUCGCCCUCGUUUUCCCCGUCGCCCUCCCUUCCACUCCUCGUUGCCCUCGCCAUCCCUCCCUUCUCCCUUCCCAUCUCGCACACUUGUUACGCCCCCUUUCCAACCCGCACAUACACCCUUCCCUUCUUCCCUGUUUCCUCGUAUCCCCUGCGCUGCUUCCCCCCAUCCUCCGACUUGCUCCCCCCAUCCCCUUCCCUGCUUCCCCCCAACCCCUUCCCUGCUCCCCCCCAUCCCCUUCCCUGCUUUCCCCCUUCCCCUUCCCUGCUUCCCCCCGUCCCCUUCCCUCCUUCCCCCGUCCCCCUCCCGGCAUCCCCCCAUCCGCUUCCCUGCUCACCCCCAUCCCCUUCCCUGCUCCCCCCCAUCCCCUUCCCUGCUUCCCCCUAUCUCCUUCCCUGCUUCCCCCUAUCGCCUUCCCUGCUCACCCCUGCUCCCUCUGUUUCACCCUUGCUCCCUCCCCUUCUUCUCUGCUCACUCUCUUCCCCCUUGCUCACUCUCUUUACUUCUGCUCACUCUGUUCCCCCCUGCUUCCUCUCUUCCCCUCUGUUCAAUCUGUCCCCUGCUGCUUCUUCUCUUCCCCUCUGCUCAUUCCGUUUACUGUCUUUCCCCCAUCACUCACCCCCAUACCCCCCAAUGCAGUUACAGAAAGGGGUGGGGCGGAAUGGAGUGGGGCAGAAAGGGGUGGGGCGGAAUGGGGUGGGGCGGGGCGGAAUGGGGUGAGGCGGAUUGGGGAGAUGAGGGAUGGGGAGAUGAGGGAUGAGGAGAUGAGGGAUGGGGAGGUGUGGGAUGGGGAGGAGAGGGCUGGGGAGGAGAGGGAUGGGGAGGUGAGGGAUGAGGAGGUGAGGGAUGGGGAGAUGAGGGAAGGGGAGAUGAGGAAUGGGGAGAUGAGGAAUGGGGAGAUGAGGGAAGGGGUAAUGAAUGAACGUGUAUGCGACGGAAGGGUGCUGCUGACCACGCACCCUCCCACACCCCACGCGAUGGGAAGGGAUGAGAGGGUGGGCGGCAUGGGUAGAGAAGCGAUGGUGAAUAGGGGGAACGUGAUGGGCAGGGGAGUGAUGACGACGUGGAGAGAGGAGGAGAGAAGGGAGGUCGGCGGGAAGGCUAAGCGAGGACGAUGGGAGGGCAAGCGUGGGCGACAGUGGCGGUGGGCGACGGUGGCGGUGGGCGACGGUGGCGGUGGGCGACGGUGGGGAGAAGCGUGGGCGACGGUGGGGGGAAGCGUGGGCGACAGUGGGGGGAAGCGUGGGCGACGGUGGGGGGAAGCGUGGGCGACGGUGGGGGGAAGCGUGGGUGACGGUGGGGGGAAGCGUGGGCGACGGUGGGGGGAAGCGAGGGCGACGGUGGGGGGAAGCGUGGGCGACGGUGGAGGGAAGCGUGGGCGACGGUGGGGGGAAGUGUGGGCGACGGUGGGGGGAAGCGUGGGCGACGGUCGGGGGAAGCGUGGGCGACGGUGGGGAAAGCGUGGGUGA
Messenger RNA from Closterium sp. NIES-65, 2445 nucleotides. NCBI's taxonomy places the organism in Eukaryota, Viridiplantae, Streptophyta, Zygnematophyceae, Desmidiales, Closteriaceae. The record is from the annotation of a GenBank genome assembly.